Messenger RNA from Aspergillus alliaceus, 879 nucleotides. Its product is annotated as post-initiation translation factor DPC29. The coding region runs from base 15 to 848 and encodes 277 amino acids. The transcript is spliced from 2 exons. The record is from RefSeq and is a predicted model, not a curated record. Gene Ontology annotation, cellular component: mitochondrion. Lineage: Eukaryota; Fungi; Ascomycota; Eurotiomycetes; Eurotiales; Aspergillaceae.
CUUAGUCCUUGACUAUGACCACAAUUGUGAACAAAAGCUUGCUCCGACAAUGUGCGCGCACCCAGCCGGUCUGCCAUUUCUGUCGGGGCUUUUCCAGCAGUUCUCCCUGGUUCGCAGGACAUAAUCGAUGGUCUUCGAUCAGGCAUGACAAGGCAAAGAAUGACAAGGCGAAAAGUAAGGAGCGUCAGAUCAUCGGCAAAGAAAUUAGUAGUGCUACGCAGAUGUGGGGACCGGAUCCGAAAUUCAAUCCGCGCCUGACUCUCGCCCUCUCGAACGCGAAACGAGCCGGAAUCCCAAAAACCGUGAUCGAAGCCGCAGUCGCAAGAGGUCAGGGUAUAAGCGUAACUGGUGAGGCUCUCGAGCAAGUCACUAUUGAGGCUAUUUUGCCCCAUUCCGUUGCGGCGGUUAUCGAAUGCCAGACCGACCAGAAGGCCCGCAUCUUGCAAGAUCUCCGCUAUGCUAUCAAGGAUGCUGGUGGGACUGUUACCCCGACUACGUAUCUCUUUGAAAAGAAAGGGAGGAUAACAUUCGAAAAGAAAGACGGCCUGAACCCGGAUGACUACCUAGAUCAGGCUAUUGAAGCUGGUGCUAUGGACAUCACUGCAGAUGAAGAAGGCCGUCUCAUCGUGUUCGCUGAGCCCGCAGAAACAAAGAGUGUGGGCGAAGCUCUGUCAAAGAUGUCUCAGCUUACAAUUGAAGAACUAGAAAUCAUUUGGGAUCCGAACCAAGAUACCUUGGUGGAGCUAACGGAGGACGAGCACGUCAAGGAGAUAGAAGACAUACUUAGUAUCCUUCGCGAAGAGUCGAGUGUCCGUGAUAUCUAUCUGAACACUACACAACAGUACUGAUGGUAGAUUACUCUACCCAAUUAAUGCCGCC